Molecule: messenger RNA, 1513 nt
Organism: Cottoperca gobio
Lineage: Eukaryota; Metazoa; Chordata; Actinopteri; Perciformes; Bovichtidae
Gene: rassf4a
Product: Ras association domain family member 4a
Exons: 11
Coding region: 130-1050 (306 amino acids)
Biological process (GO): signal transduction
Source: RefSeq, a predicted model, not a curated record
UCUUCCAGCUCUGAAUACCGCACGAGCAGGAGGCAUGAGGACUGAUAACGAACGUUAGUGGGAUACAGCGCUGGUGGAUGUACGGAAGAAGACGGAGGACACAUUCUGCUAUGCUGGGCUCUAGUCAGAAUGGGUGAGCGUCAGACCUACGUGAAGCUCAGUGAAGAGAAACUUAUACCAAAGUCUGACAUCUUGUCACUGCUUAGGACCUACAACUGUUACCACGAAGGGAAAAACUUCCAGCUGAGGACCCGCGAGGAGGAUGGAGAACUCAUCCUCGAGGGUUUACUGAACAUCUACUGGGGUCUGCGCCGACCAAUCAGACUUCAGAUGUACGACGACAACGAAAGAUUCCGUGUCAACAGAUUUACUGUGGCAAAGCAGCUCUCAGCCGAGUCUAACAAUAACUCACUGAGCAUCGAAUCUGAGCCAGCUAGUGGUGACCCGUGUGGUCAGGAGGAGGAGGAUUCUCCUCAGCUGCUUAGAACCAGGAGUGAUGCUUCCUUCAUGCGGGUUCAGAGGAGGUCAAAGACACACACUGCCAGAGAUUUGCAGCGUUUGCGCACACACAGGUUCUCAAUCAACGGACACUUCUACAACCACAAGACUUCUGUAUUUACUCCAGCCUACGGUUCGGUCACUAACGUACGAGUGAACAGCUCCAUGACGACUGGACAAGUCCUCAACCUGCUGCUUCACAAGUUUAGGGUGGAGAAUAAAUCCGAAGAGUUUGUACUAUAUAUGGUGCACGAGUCUGGCGAAAAGACCAGACUCAGGGAAGGUGAAUACCCGCUGGUGGCUCGUGUGCUUUAUGGACCCUGUGAGAAAAUCUCCAAGAUCUUGAUCACGGAGGCUGACCUGGGAGAGGAAGUCACAUAUGAUGUGGCCCAAUAUAUAAAGUUUGAGAUUCCUGUUUUAGACAGCUUUGUAGAGAAACUUAAAGAGGAAGAGGAACGUGAGAUAAACAAGCUGACCAAAAAGUACAGCUCUCUGAAGUCUCUGAUCCAACAUCAGCUUGAAGGCAGAGCUCACACCACUGACAGAAUAUGAGGGUUUCUGUAUGCACUGAUGUAACCUGUGUGUGUGUGUGCGCGUGUGUGUGUGUGUGUGUGUGUGUGUGUGUGUGUGUGUGUGUGUGUGUGUUCAUGUGUUGUAUGUGUGUGUGAGGGGUAGGGUGGGUUCAACACUAAUGAUUGUUGAUUUCCUUUGGGAACAUUUGCCAAUACUGUAGUAAAUAUAGAGGUAGAGGUUAAAGGGGUAAAAGUAAAGGCUGCAAUAGAACCAUAUCAGACACCAACGUGCUUCUACUUUUAGAAUGACAUAUCUCAACCGUUUGUAUGAUCUUUUAAUGUUAUUGCUGUGAAGUGUAUCACUGCUUUGAUAUCUCUGCUAUUAAUAUAUUUGCAUUUUGUAUGACAAUUCUUACUGAAAAUGUGGAUAUUUAUACAAUCUGUUUUUGGUAAUGUUUUCUCGGACCUUUUUAUGUAAUAAAUUUGUUUUAGUGAGGCCUCUA